Molecule: messenger RNA, 1876 nt
Organism: Camellia sinensis
Lineage: Eukaryota; Viridiplantae; Streptophyta; Magnoliopsida; Ericales; Theaceae
Biological process (GO): transport
Cellular component (GO): membrane; Golgi apparatus
Source: RefSeq, a predicted model, not a curated record
AGAUGAUACGGGGGGGACGCUAUCGUAGUCGUAAAGGCUUGGUAGGGUUUUUAGUUUGCUCUCUCUAUAUACUCGAUUCGAUCUCACUCGUCUCUGCUUCGAUUCACGAGUACCGGGACGAAUCUUUCGCUACUCAGUCCAGUGUCUUCUUCUUCCAUGGAGGUAGCGAAGGCCUCUACGCUUCCAACUUCCACGAUUCAUCUCCCAAUUCUUCUGAUUCUUCCUACAAACCCAAGUCUUUCAUUAGAUUUGAAAAUGUCAUCUUUGUGAGGUCAAAAGAGUCCAGUGAGAAACAGAAUCCGAUGCAGAGUGGGACUGGAUUGGUUGAAACUAUUAUAGUUGAGGUAAAAGACAGGGAAAGAAUUGGAGGUGCUUUUCUAAAGUCUGAUGCAAUAUGUUGCACCCCAGAACUUUCCCAGGAUAAAUCCUGCAAGGUAGGGGAGGUUAUUAUUCACAAAAACCUAGACAAUCCCGAGUGGCCAAAACGCAUUCAAACUUUCUUUGAAGGAACACGUCAAGAAGCUAAGAUGACUCCUCAAAAUGUGAAAAUACAAAAUACUGGAAUGUACUAUCUUUAUUUCAUGUUUUGUGAUCCAGAGCUCAAGGGCACAGUAGUUCGGGGUAGAACUGUGUGGAGGAACCCAGAAGGUUAUUUACCUGGGAAGAUGGUCCCUAUGAUGACUUUCUAUGGAAUUGUAGCUUUAGCUUAUCUUGUACUUGGCCUAAUGUGGUUUUUACGGUUUGUCCAAUUCUGGAAGGAUAUUAUACAGUUGCACUACCACAUUACAGCAGUAAUUGCUCUUGGAAUGUGUGAAACAGCUCUCUGGUAUUUUGAGUAUGCAAAUUUAAAUGCCACAGGAAGCAGACCAAUGGGCAUCACAUUGUGGGUAGUAACCAUUAGUGUUGUUAAGAAGACACUAUCUCGCUUGCUUCUUUUGGUGGUUUCAAUGGGCUAUGGUGUGGUGAAGCCUACCCUUGGUGGUGUAACCUCAAGAGUACUUCUUCUUGGUAUGAUAUAUUUUGUAGCUUCAGAGGCUCUUGACCUUGUCGAGCAUUUGGGGAACAUCAAUGACUUCUCUGGAAAAGCUAAGAUAUAUUUGGUGCUUCCUGUUGCUUUUUUGGAUUCGUGGUUUAUAUUGUGGAUUUUCUCUGCAUUGUCCAAAACAUUAGAAAAACUUCAGAUGCGGAGAAGCAUGGUCAAACUUGAGCUCUAUCGGAAGUUUACCAAUUCCCUUGCAGUUUUUGUGUUGCUUUCUAUUGGUUGGAUUGGCUAUGAGCUCUACUUCAAUGCAAGUGACCCAUUAAGUGAGCUAUGGCAAUUUGCCUGGAUAAUUCCGGCUUUCUGGACUCUGCUUGCAUUCUCUCUCUUGGUGGUGAUAUGUGUUCUUUGGGCUCCUUCAAGUAACCCGACUAGGUAUGCAUAUGCAGGAGACACAGCAGAUGACUUUGAUGAGGAGGCUAUCUCACUGACAAGUGCAGUGAAGGUAUCUGGUGCAACGGAGCAUGUAACUGGGCUAAGUGAAGAUCUUGAGGAGGAUAAGCGAGAAUAAUUGUCGAAGCUUUUCUCGUAAGCUAUGUUUGAUUUGUAUGGCAAUUUGCCUUUUCUUCAGUGUUGUACAAUCCGUGCUGCAUGUACGAAGUGGUAUACUACAAUCAACUAUGAUGAACUCGAUAGUAAAAUCAUACGGCUCAGUUGUAAUUGUCUGAUCACUUUUCUUUAAGCUAUGGGAGAGAAAUUUACUUAUGUUUGAUCUCUUGUGUAUGGAAUCAUGACCAUAUACAAGUGCAAGGAAGGUUACUCGUUUUUCUUAUCAUGAGCUGUGUGCGCUUCUUCUUGUUACUGCAAUCAAAGUAGACAGGCCUGUUUUUAUUUAUU